AUGAAACAUGUGCAAAACGUGCAACUGAUCCUCCUGUUGUGCAUUCUUACGCUUCUACUUAGCCAAAACAGAAGUGGCGUCAAUAACGUGGGGGUGAAAAAGCGCAGAUCGGAUUUUGCCCCACACGGGAGUAGAACUGGACGGGAAAGAGGAAGAGCCAAGUCUAAGUGGUCAGAGAAAAAGACGCUGUUUCUGUACCUCCCAAAUCGGAACCCGUGGAAAAAAAACGUACGAAGCACACGUGAAUGGGAAGACAGACUGAGGGGAAGAGACUUGGACAGGGGGAGCAAGACGAAGCAACUUUUUUUCGAGAGGAACGGAAUAAACGUCCCACAAGAUGUUGCCAUGUUUGGAAAGACCAAUGUAUACUAUGUGAGGGAGAGCGUGUACGAUCGGGGCAAAAAUAAUUUAGUGCCAAAUGAGGUGCACUCUGAGGAUAUUGAGGAGUUAGAAGAGGAGAAGGAUGUCAUGGGGGAGAGAAAUGACAACGGCGCAGUGGAUGGGGGAGACAGGGGCGACGAGGAAGCCACCUUGGUGGACUCGAAAAAUGCGAUGGACGCGGAUGGGUGCAGAGUGGGAGGAGGCGAAAAGGGAAAGGCCCAAAUGGGAGGGACCCAAACGGCAGAGGCUGAGACGGGCCCCCCCGGCGCCAAACAAAACGUCUUCCAAUACAUCAAUCAGGAGCGAGACUACAUCGCGCGAGUGGGGAACUCGCCCAAGGUGGAUGUCUACGAACGGAGGUACAGAGCAGACGAGCAAACGCUGCAACGCAUGUUCGAAAAUAUCAAUGAAGUGAACAUACAGCUGCUUAAAGACGUCAAGAGCAUAGACGAGAAGGAAAAACUCAUAAAUAAGAGGGUGAUACAAAAAGUGAGGGAAGACAUUAAAAGGUACCAGGAAACGGACGAAAUUAUGGACAUCCAUGGGAAUAUUGUCCGCCCGUCUGAGGCUUCUCCCUCCAGAAUUAGCGGCAGAGGAAAAGGGAAGGAUGACGGGAAACAGAAAAAUGACCUGGAUGCAGACAUGGACGAAGAGGAAAAAAAUGAAGUCAUCAAAAAGAUGUACAUGCUUGAGAAGAAGACGGAUAAAUAUUUAGAAGAAAAUAUCUACCUGGUAAUACAGACGUGGUUGCCCGACAUGCGAAUCGACGACACGCUCAUCAUAAUCGACAACGUAGAGAAAUUUUACAACAAUUUUGACAUAAAUACAUAUCAUGAAAAAUUCAAAGAAGCAAAGGAGAAAAAUUUUACUUACGACUUGGAUUCUCACAUAAUUGAAAAUGUCCCAAAUGAUAUCAAUGAUGAUCCGCAAGCGGAGUGUGAACAGAUCAACUCGUAUAACAGUACGUACAACAAAUUAAACAAUUACAAUUUGAAGAGGUACACUUAUACAUACACGACGAAUGACAAUAUGGAUACAAAAUUUACGAAGAAUGAGCCGAUGCCUCCUGUUGUUAUAAUUAAUACGAAGAAAAAUUUGAUGAUCCAAGAAUGGGAAUGCAAAAAUUUCAAAAAUAGGCAGAAAAGAAACAAAUCUCGAGAAUAUACGAGAAUCCAGAGGGCAUUUCGACCCUUUUCCUAUGUUGACCUCAGUGAUAUAACAUGCAUUUAUAGAAAUAAUUUUCUCCAAUUGAAAAUGAAAAUGUCCCAUCGGAAAUAUAAAGAUGAUGUGUACCCCUUUUUUGUUCCCAUUAAUAAAACCCCGGAUGAAUUGCUCGAUUUCCAGGGAUAUAAAAAAAAUGGCGAUUACGCUUGGUCCUUUUUUUGGCACCAUUUUAAAUAUGACCAGGACACGGACUACGGCUUCCUCAACAGAAACGUAAAACUCAACUUGACGGAGACGAAAUUUGAAAACGUCAACAAGAAGAAGUGCAAGAAGAUUAUGCGAAAAAUUUUGAAAGAAACCAAGGGGGUUUAA
Messenger RNA from Plasmodium inui San Antonio 1, 1917 nucleotides. RefSeq lists its product as hypothetical. The coding region runs from base 1 to 1917 and encodes 638 amino acids. NCBI's taxonomy places the organism in Eukaryota, Apicomplexa, Aconoidasida, Haemosporida, Plasmodiidae. The transcript has a single exon. The record is from RefSeq and is a predicted model, not a curated record.